Messenger RNA from Hylaeus anthracinus, 1510 nucleotides. RefSeq names its product pickpocket protein 11 (gene ppk13). The transcript is spliced from 8 exons. Gene Ontology annotation, cellular component: membrane. The record is from RefSeq and is a predicted model, not a curated record. NCBI's taxonomy places the organism in Eukaryota, Metazoa, Arthropoda, Insecta, Hymenoptera, Colletidae. Gene Ontology annotation, molecular function: ligand-gated sodium channel activity. Bases 71 to 1339 code for a protein of 422 amino acids. Gene Ontology annotation, biological process: sodium ion transmembrane transport.
GGAUAAAUCUUUCAUUGUCCGUCCACGCGAUAGUGUGUUGAACGAUACAUUUACUAAGUAAAAAGGAAUAAUGUCGAAGCGACUGAUUUGGUGGUGGAAAAUUAUUAAGCACUACUUAAUGAACUGCAGCAUCCACGGCGUUAGGUAUCUCGUAGAUGGCCAGCUUUCGUAUUUGGAAAGAUUCUUUUGGCUGAUAUCCUGCGUGUUGUGUUGGUACGGUUGCGCAUUAAUGAUUAGAGACGUAAUUAUAAAAUACAUCGAAUAUCCUGUCGCUGUAACCGUCGAGACCAUGUACGUCGAUUGGAAGACACCGUUUCCCGCAGUUGUUUUUUGCAUUGCCAAUGCAAAAACAAUUACAAACAAUUAUUUCAAAAAGGAUGUUGGACUACUUUCAAAUUACAGCAAUCGAAAGUUACUCUCUGCAACGACGGAGGAACUGUUGUCCGCUUACGAUGAGAUGAGAAUUCCCUGUACAGAAUUGUUGGACUACUGCGAAUGGAACAGAAUGACGUUCAAUUGCUGCAACGAAUUUCACGAAUUAAGAAAAUCUGGUGUCGGUCAUUGCAUCGCCAUGAAUACGUUUCAUCUGAGUAAAGUUGGUGAACCGGGCGUACGAUUCUUCGUCAAUCGUACAGUACAAAAUGGCGAUCUUACCAUUAAUAUAAAGUCAAUGUCGAAGUCUAUAACGAGAGUUUUCUCGAUUCACGUGUUCCCCAAUUUAGGGCUACCAACAAGUAGUAACACAGAAAAUAAAGGGAUGCUUGUGAAAGUCGGCAAAGUGGCCCGCUUUGACUUCACGAUGUUCGACACGUUCAACGAGGACGGUGUAAGGGCAGUCGCGAUCCAACGUCGAAAUUGUCGGUUCUCGGAGGAGACGCAAGAAAACAGUAUGUUUGAGAUUUACAGUAGCGACUCGUGUAAUCUAGAGGUAGUCAUAGAGCGAAUGAUACAACUUUGCGGCUGCGUGCACUUUUAUUAUUCCGUACCGCGCGGUGCACGAGUGUGUAACGGAACCGAAAUGCAAUGCAUAAUCGAAAAUAAGCCGAACAUCCUCUCGCAAGAGAUGCACGAACGAUGUCUGCAGAACUGCGAUGGAACAUCGCUGCUUAUAAACCGAUGGGAAGAAGCUGAGACCAUGGAAGAGGGUCUAGCGUACUCGCGCGUGCACUUUAAACUAUUAUCGAAGCCAACCAAGAGAUAUCGUCGAUACGUAGCCAACGAUCUCUUGGACGUUACGGUUUCAGUCGGAAGUGCGUUAGGUCUCUUCAUGGGCAUGAGUAUUUUAAGCAUUUUCGAGAUUCCGUACUUGUUAUUUAUACGCCGAGACGAGAUAACGUAAAACCACGCCAGUCGGAUGUUGGUGUCAAAAAACGUAGUCAAAGAUUGAUUUACUGCACGCAUAUGUUUUGAAACUUUCCAAUGAUAUUUAGACUACUGCACCGGUUUAUUUAUGCAACGUAAAUAUUAUAAAUCACCAAGGGAAACGCUAAUAAGCUUUUGCAGGUAUUCA